Molecule: messenger RNA, 3132 nt
Organism: Impatiens glandulifera
Lineage: Eukaryota; Viridiplantae; Streptophyta; Magnoliopsida; Ericales; Balsaminaceae
Product: histone acetyltransferase HAC1-like
Exons: 12
Coding region: 32-3061 (1009 amino acids)
Biological process (GO): positive regulation of transcription by RNA polymerase II
Cellular component (GO): histone acetyltransferase complex; transcription regulator complex
Molecular function (GO): zinc ion binding; chromatin DNA binding; transcription coactivator activity
Source: RefSeq, a predicted model, not a curated record
UGGUAUAGAUCAUCCAACAUGUAAUACUUGCAUGCCAAUGGAACCUGAGGGGUCUGGAGUGAAGGGACCUUUCCGUGGAGAGUCUCACUCAGAAGAUGGUCUAGAUAAUCCAACUAUUAGUACUUGCAUGCCAAUGAAACUUGACGGGUCUGGAGUAAAGGGACCUUUCCGUGGAGAGUCUCACGCAAAACAUGGUCUAGACCAUCCAACUAGUAAUACUUGCAUGCCAAUGAAACCUGAGGGGUCUGGAGUGAAGGGACCUUUCCGUGGAGAGUCUCACGCAAAACAUGGUCUAGAUCAUCCAACUAGUAAUACUUGCACGCCAAUGAAACCUGAGGGGUAUGGAGUGAAGGGACCUUUCCGUGGAGAGUCUCAUGCAAAACAUGGUCUAGAUCAUCCAACUAGUGAUACUUGCGUGCCAAUGAAACCUGAGGGGUCUGGAGUGAAGAUGGAAAUUCCUGCAAAUGCUGGGCAGGUUAGCUCAGAACUUAAUGACACAAAGAAGGAUAUCAUGGAUGAUAUCUACUGCCAGAAGCCUGCUGGUGAUCCUGUUAUGAUAACUAAUAUUGUUCAGCCUGCUCAACAAGAAAACAUUCAAUGUCAAAAAGAUGUGGGCCAGCAGAAACAAGAAAUCGGAUCAUUGCCUACUGAAGAUGCUGUUGCCACCAAAUCUGGGAAGCCAAAGAUAAAGGCUGUAUCAUUGAUUGAACUCCUUACACCCGAACAAGUCAGGGAGCAUAUAAGAGGACUCAGACAGUGGGUUGGCCAGAGAAAAUCAAAGGCGGAAAAGAACCAAGCAAUGGAACAUUCUAUGAACGAGAAUUCUUGUCAGUUGUGUGCUAUUGAGAAUCUAACCUUUGAGCCACCACCUAUGUAUUGCACGCCUUGUGGUGCUCGUAUUAAGAGAAAUGCUAUGUACUACACCAUGGGAGCUGGUGAUACACGCCACUAUUUCUGCACUGCUUGCUAUAAAGAAUCUCGUGGUGACACCAUAAUAGCUGAUGGAACAUCUAUUCCUAAGUCAAAAAUGGAGAAGAAGAAAAAUAACCAAGUUACAGAAGAAGGGUGGGCUCAAUGUGAUAAAUGUGAAGCUUGGUUGCAUCAAAUCUGUGGUCUGUUCAAUGGCCGUAGAAAUGAUGGCGGACAAGCUGAAUACAUUUGCGCUAAGUGCUACUUAGGUGAAGUUGAAAGAGGAGAACGCAUGCCAUUACCUCAGUCUUCUGUUCUAGGGGCAACAGAUUUACCAAAGUCAGCCCUUAGUAACCAUAUAGAACAGAGGUUAUUUAGACGGCUGAAGCAUGAAAGGCAGGAGCGAGCAAAGGUCCAAGGAAAAAGUUAUGAUGAGGUUCCUGGUGCUGAAGCACUAGUAGUCAGAGUUGUAUCAUCAGUUGAUAAAAAGUUGGAAGUCAAGCCGCGGUUUCUUGAAAAUUUUCAAGAAGAAAAGUACCCAACCGAGUUCCCAUACAAAUCUAAGGCUGUAUUGUUGUUUCAGACAAUUGAAGGGGUUGAAGUAUGCAUCUUUGGCAUGUAUGUUCAAGAAUAUGGAUCUGAGUGUGAACAGCCAAAUCACCGCCGAGUUUACCUCUCGUAUCUGGAUUCUAUUAAGUAUUUCAGGCCUGAUGUCAGGACAGUGACAGGAGAGGCUCUUCGUACAUUUGUUUACCAUGAAAUUCUAAUUGGGUACCUAGAAUAUUGCAAGAAACGUGGUUUCACUAGUUGCUAUAUCUGGGCAUGCCCUCCACUAAAGGGUGAAGACUAUAUUUUAUACUGCCAUCCUGAAAUUCAGAAAACACCAAAAUCUGAUAAACUGAGGGAAUGGUACUUAUCCAUGUCGAGGAAAGCAAAGAACGAAAAUAUUGUUUUUGAAAUCACUAAUUUAUAUGAUCAUUUCUUCACAACCACUGGUGAAUCCAAGGCUAGAGUUACCGCAGCCCGAUUACCUUACUUUGAUGGAGAUUAUGGGCCUGGUGCAGCAGAGGAUAUGAUCUACCAGAUUCGUCAAGAAGAAGAGGGGAAGAAGUUGGAUAAGAAAGGAAUAAUCAAGAAGACCAUUACAAAAAGAUCUCUGAAAGCAUCUGGACAGUCUGAUCUUUCUGGCAAUGCAUCAAAAGAUUUGAUACUAAUGCAUAAACUCGGUGCAACAAUCUCUCCAAUGAAGGAAGACUUUAUCAUGGUUCAUUUGCAGCCCGCAUGCUCGCAUUGUUGCAUACUGAUGAUACAUGGGAACCGUUGGGUUUGCAAGCAAUGCAAAAACUUUCAGAUCUGUGACGAUUGCUAUGAAGCCGAGGAAAAACGUGAAGAUAGAGACAGACAUCCUAUUAAUCAAAGAGAUGUACACACACUUCAUCCAGUUGAAAUCACGGAUAUACCUAAAGAUACUACUGAUGAAGAUGAGAAUCUAGAGAGUGAAUUCUUUGAUACAAGACAGUCGUUUUUGAGUCUUUGUCAAGGAAAUCACUAUCAAUUUGAUACUUUGCGGCGAGCCAAACAUUCCUCCAUGAUGAUCCUUUACCAUCUUCACAAUCCUACAGCUCCCGCUUUUGUGAUGACAUGUAGUGUGUGUUCUCUGUAUAUAGAAACCGGUCAGGGAUGGCGUUGUGAAGUUUGCCCUGAAUAUAAUGUCUGUAAUUCCUGUCAUCAAAAGGGAGAAAUAGAUCAUCCCCAUCCGCUGACGUAUCAUUCAUCUAUGGCUGAUCGUGAUACACAAAGCAAAGAAGCUAGGCAACUGCAAUUAAGGAAAAUGCUUGAGCUUUUGGUGCAUGCAUCUCAAUGCCGGUCUACACAGUGCCAGUAUCCAAAUUGCCGUCAAGUAAAAGGACUUUUCCGACAUGGGAUACAAUGCAAAGUCCGAGCUGGUGGUGGUUGCGUACUCUGCAAGAGAAUGUGGCAUUUGCUUCAACUUCAUGCCCGGGCUUGUAAGGACUCCGAAUGUCUAGUACCCCGCUGCAGAGAUUUGAAAUCCUAUUUGAAGAGGUCACAACAUCAAUCAGAUUCUAGAAGAAGGGCCGCCGUCGUGGAGAUGAUGAGGCAACGAAGGGCUGAGGUGGAUGGAAAUGGUUGAUGAUUGAAGAACGACAUAAAUGUACAUACAAAACUAUAUACAUGGUUGGGCGAGCUAUCUUCUUCCAUCUG